Molecule: messenger RNA, 2124 nt
Organism: Trypanosoma grayi
Lineage: Eukaryota; Euglenozoa; Kinetoplastea; Trypanosomatida; Trypanosomatidae
Product: surface protease GP63
Exons: 1
Coding region: 1-2124 (707 amino acids)
Biological process (GO): cell adhesion; proteolysis
Cellular component (GO): cytoplasm; membrane
Molecular function (GO): metalloendopeptidase activity
Source: RefSeq, a predicted model, not a curated record
AUGAAACACUAUAAUAACCACAGCUACCAUUGGCUGCUGCUGUUUCUGCUGUGCUGCGCAAGUGCGUGCCUCGGCUCGGCGCAGCAUCACUGCGGGUUCGGCGAGUUGAUGAGGCAGAGCGGCACACGCCCGUUGGGCAUUGUGGCGGAGGUGCCAAAGAAGGGCGAGAGCGCGUUCCAGGCGUACACCGCGGCGGGGUCGGACGGCUGGGCGCCUCUCCGCAUCGUGGUGUCCACGAGGGAUCUCGACAACACGUCGAAAUACUGCAACCAGACGGGUGUGGAACGAUCUACGUUUUUCAGUCCAGUUAAUUGCACAGAGUCGAUGGUUCUUACGCCUGAAAAAAUUGCUGCCAUUAAGAACCCGAUCAUCCCUGCUGCUGUGAAACUGCACACGGACCGUCUGCUCGUCCAGCCUGUGAGCGGCCCUUUAAAGGUGCCUGAGUUUGCCGAGGGUUCUGUGUGCAAACACUUCACAGUGCCGUCUGAACAUCACACAACAGGCGUGAGCAACGCGGACAUGGUGCUGUACGUUGCGGCUGGUCCCUCGGAACGAGGAGCCCUUGUCUGGGGUGCCCCGUGUGCCAUGGCUGAAGGUCGCCCUGUCGUCGGUGCAUUGAACAUCCCAAAGGUUUCAACGCUCUUGGUGCGGUUCUACUCUCGCAUUGCCGCUCAUGGUAUUGCACACGCACUUGGCUUCAGCUACGAGGUGAUGGUGUCCCGCGGGAUGGUGGCGAACAUCACGAACGUGCGCGGCAAGGCACAGGUCACGGUUGUGAACUCUUCCAAGACUGUGGAGAAGGCCCGAGCGCACUACGGCUGCGACGAACUUACUGGCAUGGAGCUGGAGGAUGAGGACGCCGAGAGGACAACAGGCUCGCACUGGGAGCGGCGCAACGCGAAGGACGAGCUGAUGGCUGCGCCGGUUGGUCUCGGCACCUACUUCUACACUGCACUGACGAUGGCGGCGUUCGAGGAUAUGGGCUUCUUCCGCGCCAAUUGGGGGAUGGAGGAGCCGAUGAGCUGGGGCAGUAACGCCGGNGUUGGUCUCGGCACCUACUUCUACACUGCACUGACGAUGGCGGCGUUCGAGGAUAUGGGCUUCUUCCGCGCCAAUUGGGGGAUGGAGGAGCCGAUGAGCUGGGGCAGUAACGCCGGCUGCGGCCUGCUAAAGGAGAAGUGCAUGACGAACGGUGCCACGAAAUACCCGGACAUGUUCUGCAGUAAAAAAGGAAUUGUUAAAUGCUCCUCGGAUCGCUUUGGCUUUGGCGCCUGUGAGUUUGACAAGCAUGAGUCGCCUCUUCCCGAACGGUUUCGGUACUUCACAAGCCCGGAUCUCGGUGCACCCGACCUUCAUCUGACGGACCACUGCCCUAUCCUGGUGCCUGAGAGAAUUAUGUGCAGCGCCAAUGCUUAUGGGGAUAUACUUGGAAACAUAAUGGGCGAAGAUUCGUGGUGCCUGGACGGGAACGGCCUCUUUUUGAAUACAUCGAAGCCAGAAGAGAUGCCAGGCGUCUGUGCGGCCGUGCAGUGUGCUGACGGUGUUGUGAAGGUGCGGUAUGGCGGCGACGACACGUGGCACAGCUGCCCCGAGGGUGGCUUACUCACGCCGUCGUCAACGUCGCAGGCCUUUGUGAACGGCACCAUCAAGUGCCCCAAGUACACCGAGGUGUGCACCGUCGCCGGCGACGGAAGCAGCCGCAUCGCCAUCAAGUCCAGUCCUGACACCAGCGGCAGAAGCUCUUCUUCCACGUUUGAUGGGGGGAACAAAGCUGUUACUGCUCCAAAGGUUACUUCUGACAUGAGCAGCGGUAACCCUGAUUCCGCCGGUGUCACUGUCAGCAGAACCGCCAGCCCGAAGGAUGCCAACAGAGGUGUUGUCAAUUCCCAUUACGAUACCGACAUUAACAGCGGCCCCGCUAAUUACGCUGUUGCUCCCUCCAGCGACAACAGCAUCACGUCGGGUACUCAUGCUGACACGAGUGUCUCAGUGGAUUCCAGAGCCAUUGCCGAUAUCACCGCUCUCCCUAAUUCUAACGGGGAUGCCGACGUCAGUACGGCUGCCAGCAUUGUCGCGCCGCUCGCGUUUCUUGCUGCAGCCGCCACUGCCUUGCAGACCGCGUGA